AUGCAAGCAUUGAUUCCAAUUGUGUUAAACGCGGAAGAACAAGGCAAUUCACCAACACCAGCACGACUCUCCGAGAAUACCAGUAAUACUACCAGCAGCAUGGCCGAAAAAACAAAAGCAAAGGCAGUCGACCCAGCAAACUUGUCUGCCCAAGAAGCCAAAGCCGUUGCCGAAGCUACCGCGUCUGCAGACCGUUCCUUCACUCCCAGUCCUGCCCUUUUGAAUAGCAAAUCUCCUACUGCCUUGUUGGAUCAAGUCGAUGGACCAUCUCUUGUCAAUUACAGUGAUACUGAAAGUGUCUAUGUCGGUUCCUCGGUUCCAAUCUCAGCAGGUGGCUCUUUGACUGUGCCCAUUCAAGUGAAUACUCCUGGAUCCAUUGUCGAGUACGCCGCAGAGAACAAGUAUCAUGAUAUUGGAUUUGGAAUCACUGCUGAACGUGAAGAAGGAAUUACCGUAGUACAGGAAAUGUCACGAUGCGAUGCCAGUGAAGUCCCCAUGUUGGGAAAAUUCUUGGUGGGCACUGUCCCCUGCUUGUUGCAGUUCAAGUUUGACAAUGAGUAUUCCUGGAUGAGAGAAAAAGUGGUCACCUACAAGGUUACCAUUACUCCCCCAAGCAAGGAAACCCUCAUUUCGGGACGACGACGACGCGCCGAAGCCUGCAAACGGGCAGUCGAAGAAGAUCUCAAAAGUGCGGAUGAUCGAUUGAACAAGGCUCAAGACCAAAAGGCCAGCGUGCAAAAGGAAUUGGAGGAACUGAAGAGACAACUAGAACUAAAGCAAAAGUCACUUAAGGUGGUCGAAACGGAAGAGAAGUGGCUCAAAGAACGAGUCGCUCUUCGUAAGGAUCAGCACAAACUCUUGCAACAGCGUAUGGAUCAAGGGUGGGAUGAUGAAGCUGAUGUCAAGACCGCAAAACAAGCACCCAAGAAGAAGUAA
This is a messenger RNA of Cylindrotheca closterium, 936 nucleotides long. Lineage: Eukaryota; Bacillariophyta; Bacillariophyceae; Bacillariales; Bacillariaceae. The record is from the annotation of a GenBank genome assembly.